GAACACGAGAAAGUACGUAUACAGUCCUCCAUGUAUUCCUUUUUCCUCUGCUCAAAGUGUUGUAUAUAAACAGCCCCUCAUUCGGUCAUUUUCCUUCAACUUCACCCCUUUGAUUAUAUCAUUUUGAUUUUACCCCAAACGAAGAAAACAUGAGCAGACCAGGAGAUUGGAACUGCAGGUCAUGCCAGCACUUGAACUUCCAAAGGAGGGACAACUGCCAACGUUGUGGGGAAUCCCGGUCUGGUGGAUUUGGUGCUCGUAGUGCGUCGACGUUCGGGUUUACCGCGGCGGCCACUGGCUCGGAUGUUCGACCCGGUGAUUGGUACUGCACCGCGGGAAACUGCGGCACUCACAAUUUCGCCAGCCGCUCGACUUGCUUCAAUUGUGGCACGUUCAAGGAUGAGUCGGCCGUCGGAGGUUACGACUUUGAUAUGACUCGGUCGAGAGGAUUCGGAGGAAAUCGAUCCGGUUGGAAAUCCGGCGACUGGUUGUGUACAAGGUCGGGUUGCAACGAACAUAAUUUCGCUAGCCGAAUGGAAUGUUUCAGAUGCAGUGCCCCAAGGGACUUCAGCAAUAGAUCUUCAUACUAAAACACAUGCUAAACGUACCAUCCAUUUUUGGGUGUUCGAAGGCAAUUUAAGAGAGACUUGAGGUGUGACAAAUGGGAAUUGUCCCUUAGCAUUUUGUAGUACUUUUUUGGUGAUGAUUAUGCUUUUCUAAUUUUUAUGGUUUUAUUGUUCUUUUUAGAGAGUUUAUUUAUUAUAUUUUUGUAAUGGUACUUUGCCUUUUCUUAAAAGAAGAUGAAUCUCUUCUGUUCUUC
Hibiscus syriacus is the source of this 820-nucleotide messenger RNA. RefSeq names its product zinc finger Ran-binding domain-containing protein 2-like. Gene Ontology annotation, cellular component: cytoplasm. NCBI's taxonomy places the organism in Eukaryota, Viridiplantae, Streptophyta, Magnoliopsida, Malvales, Malvaceae. The record is from RefSeq and is a predicted model, not a curated record. Gene Ontology annotation, molecular function: mRNA binding. Bases 150 to 590 code for a protein of 146 amino acids. The transcript is spliced from 3 exons.